Molecule: messenger RNA, 861 nt
Organism: Clonostachys rhizophaga
Lineage: Eukaryota; Fungi; Ascomycota; Sordariomycetes; Hypocreales; Bionectriaceae
Source: the annotation of a GenBank genome assembly
AUGCGCUACUGGGGCAGGCCACCUCAGGCGAUUGCGAUUCUCAGGACCCCUCAAUCCAAGGCACCGUGCCGGCUUCAUCACCGAGCUAGGACUGUAACACCGUUCCGAGAACCAGCUUCCGUGAGCUCUCCAGUCUGGAAUUUCCCCUCGUUACGUCGCGGAAUGGCAGAUGAAAGGCCAAGCCAGCCGAGCCCCUCUGUCCCUUUUCAUGAGGCACCUGCCGGCCGCCCUCACCCUAAUGGCAUCGACGUAUUUGCAAGUGCUACAUACUCGCUUGCCCGUGAUGGUCGUGAUUCGCGAGACGCUGACCUCAAAAUGAACGACCGCGACAUGUUGCUCAAUAUCGAGCUUGACAAAGACCACACCUGCGUGCUACACCUGCAAAAUUUGCGUGAGAAUACGCUUGCCGAGGCAAAGAUUGCUGCCGAUAAGUUCCUUGACCAACACAAGCCGCUCGGCGGCCCCCAGAGUACGGUGUACCAUAGAUUUGAUAAAAUUUACAAGGAGAUGGAAUAUCAUAUUCCUCCUGUGUUAGCCGACGUUGAAGACUUUCAAGAAACAAUGUCCGAGGUUGGCGAUUCAGAAUCGAUAUACCCCAAGCUAUACAUGGGGGAGGAGAAAGACCAGGGCUUUGACCCGGUUGCCGAGCUCAUCUAUGCUUCGAACGACUUCCUCCAUCGAGUCAAGGAAAUCCAGUCAAAGUCGAAACCCUUCAGGAAUGAAACUUGCCCUACGAGAACUGCAUCGAUAACAACAAGACAGGAUGACGACUCAGCUCAUAAACAUCUUGCAGAUUAUAUACAGGAGCAGGCCCUGGAGCGUGGCUUCUUCUUUGAUUGCGACGACACAGGUAGUCAAUAG